AUGACUAACCUUGUGGAGGAGUUGAAGAAGACAUCUCUCUCGAGCUUCUCUCCGACAACACCUCUUGAUCAACGAUGGAAUGGUGGUUGUCCCUCCUACUUCUUACUUGUAGAUGACAAAGAGCAAUCUCUUCAGCAACUUGGUGAGUUGAUUGCAUUAAUUCCCAUAACCUGGGAUAGUCGCUUGACACUUUUGAUUUGCUCAAACAUCUUCAGUCAGAUGUCCAUUCCUGCAAGAACGUACACUGCUUUAAAGAUUAAUGAAAAUGGACAUUUUAAAUUCUGUUUCAUGGCUAUUGGUGCAUCUAUUGAGGGGUGGAGGUGCUGUAGACCUACCAUAUCCGUUGAUGGCAUGUUUUUGAAGUCUAAGUUUGGCGAUACUCUACUAUCAGCUUCCAUACUAGAUGGUGCGUUUGCUAUUGUAGAUUCUAAGAAUGAUGUAUCAUGGAAAUGGUUUUUCGAACAUAUACAAACUAGUUUAGAGGAUAGAGAAUAUUUAGUCAUUGUCUCUUAUCGACAUUUGAGCAUUCCAAAUGGUGUCUUAAGUGUGUUUAACAAUGUUGAGUACUGUGUGUGCAUUCAACAUAUUCUACGAAAUUUGAAGAAGUUGUUCAAGGAUCCUUUGAUUGACCAACUUUACUUUAGUUGUGUUAAAUCUUAUACUGUUGAUGACUUCGAGUUUAAUAUGAGAUUUAUGAAGUCAAUUUCUCCAAAUAUUCGAAGUUACCUUAUUAAUGUAGGAUUUGAGAAGUGGUCUCGUGCAUAUUCUGGAAGAAGAAUGUAUGAAAUGAUGACAAUAAACCCUUCAGAGUGUGUAAAUUCUGUUUUAAAAGAUAAUAGGAACUUACCAGUUGCAAGUUUACUCGAUGCAAUUAGAGGUUUAUUGCAAAAAUGGUUUCAUGACCGAAGGAAAGCUAGUUUGUCAAUGACAACAAUUUUGACUCCUUGGGCAAAGAAUAUAUUAUGCAACCAACAUGAACAAUCAAGAAGUUUCAUGGUUCAUCCUAUUGACAACGUUGAAUACUCAGUAAUGGAUGGUGAUAUACAAUUCCUAGUAAAGCUUAAUUUUGGAUCUUGUAGCUGUCGAGUAUGGGAUUUUGAAGAUAUUCCAUGCUCUCAUGCGCUUGCUAUUCUUUGCUAUUCUGAAAAUGAAGAUACUUAUGAACUGAUCAUGGAUAUUGAUACUGAAGACAUUACGAUUGUUUAG
Molecule: messenger RNA, 1206 nt
Organism: Benincasa hispida (wax gourd)
Lineage: Eukaryota; Viridiplantae; Streptophyta; Magnoliopsida; Cucurbitales; Cucurbitaceae
Source: RefSeq, a predicted model, not a curated record